CGGAGCGAGGCCCAGGCCUGGUUUCUCAGAGCCCGUCUCCAGCUCGGGACCCGCACCCAAGGGUAGGGGAGCGCAGGGGGAGGGGCAACUCCACCCCGGCCGGGAGGGCCGGCCACGCAGCGCCCGGCCACACUCGUCACCGCCCCUCCGGGCGCGGGGCUGUCAGGGUUCCUGUUUGGAGAGAUAAACCAGCAAAACCCAACCAGGCAAAAAGGGGAGGAGGAAAGAGCGGGCCUGGCGGGGCCUGGCGGGGCCUGGGCGCCCCUACCCCGGCCUGAGGGCCGUGCCCGCCGCUGGCGUUGGGGAAGGGAGCCGGGCCGGCCGGCUGUGCGCGCCCAUCAAUCUGCCGGAGGGCGGCGGGCGGGCGGGCUGGGGGCUGUUUGUAACUUUGCUGCCUCGGUCGCCGCGGUCCCCGGGGAGCGGGCUCCGGCGCUCGCUCCCAUUGGCCGCCGCCGCGUCAGCUGGUGCGAUUUGCUGCUGUCGCUUUUGGCGUUCGGCCAUCCAGAAACAAACCAGUUCGAUGACUACUAAUAGUUAUAGCCAGAUGUACUAAUACACAACAAAUCACAGUCCUGCAGAGGGGCGCGCAAAUGAGUUCCUAUUUUGUGAAUCCCACUUUCCCCGGGAGCCUGCCCAGCGGCCAGGACUCCUUCUUGGGCCAGCUGCCCCUCUACCCGGCCGGCUAUGACGCGCUGAGGCCCUUCCCGGCCUCGUACGGGGCGUCGAGCCUCCCGGACAAGACGUACACCUCACCUUGUUUCUACCAACAGUCCAACUCGGUCCUGGCCUGCAACCGGGCGUCCUACGAGUACGGGGCCUCGUGUUUCUAUUCUGAUAAGGACCUCAGUGGCGCCUCGCCCUCGGGCAGUGGCAAGCAGAGGGGCCCCGGGGACUACCUGCACUUUUCUCCCGAGCAGCAGUACAAAUCCGACAGCAGCAGCGUGCCGGGCAAAGCCCUCCAUGACGAAGGCACCGACCGGAAGUACACGAGUCCUGUUUACCCCUGGAUGCAGCGGAUGAACUCCUGUGCGGGUGCUGUGUACGGGAGCCACGGGCGCCGAGGCCGCCAGACCUACACGCGCUACCAGACGCUGGAGCUGGAGAAGGAGUUCCACUUCAACCGCUACCUGACCCGGCGCCGCCGCAUCGAGAUCGCCAACGCGCUCUGCCUCACCGAGCGCCAGAUCAAGAUCUGGUUCCAGAACCGCCGCAUGAAGUGGAAAAAGGAAAAUAAGCUCAUCAAUUCCACACAGCCCAGCGGGGAGGAAGCUGAGGCAAAAGCGGGCGAGUAG
This is a messenger RNA of Myotis daubentonii (Daubenton's bat), 1292 nucleotides long. It is a transcript of the gene HOXA6, whose product is annotated as homeobox A6. The record is from RefSeq and is a predicted model, not a curated record. NCBI's taxonomy places the organism in Eukaryota, Metazoa, Chordata, Mammalia, Chiroptera, Vespertilionidae. Gene Ontology annotation, cellular component: nucleus. Gene Ontology annotation, molecular function: DNA-binding transcription factor activity, RNA polymerase II-specific; RNA polymerase II cis-regulatory region sequence-specific DNA binding. Gene Ontology annotation, biological process: anterior/posterior pattern specification; regulation of transcription by RNA polymerase II.